GGAUGAAAUGCUCGGUAUUAUUAUUUGUCAAAUACAAAGCACAAGAUAAUAUAAUACCUAGCCAAAGUGAAAAGAUGAAACAUUGACUUCGCCUGAAUCGACCAAUCGGACAACCCAACUGCAACCAUCCAAGGCCAUAUUCCAACUUGGACUGACCGCAUGGACUUGUUCACGGCCGACGACGCUGCAGCGCGCGGCAGGUUCUCCUUGCGGGACCGCGAAUCCCUCCAUGGACACACCAGGGCGACGCAUUAUCCGCGUGUGCACUUCAUGAUGAGUCUCUGUGGCGCCGUCAUGAUCUUGUACAUGUGCUGGCGUGUGCUUCGUGUCAUAUCCAAGCCCUUCGAUUCCGAAGUCAAAGCGAUCGUGGCUGCAGGCGGCUACCAUAACGAAGACGAGCAGUCGUGGAGUCGUUGGUAUAUGACGUGGACGAUGUCGCUGUUCCCGCAAUGGAUCUUAGAUGUCAUCGGCGGGCCGUCGUCGAUUAUGAUGAUGGCGCUGCCAACCCAUCACUAUGCCCGCCACCAUCGCCAUCUUCACAAAGCAAGAGGGCUAUCGUUAAACUCCAUUCCAGAAGACACGGAAUUUUCAGCCAGCGACAUUCCGCUCGUCGAUUCAAGGCACGCUCCGACCUAUUGUCCUCCAUGGAAGGACUUUUGACUAUCAUGAUGGACCACACGUCUACAAUUAUUUAACGAUUACACUUUUGCGCAUUUUGCCAUAAAAUACCAACUUGGUAUUACUAGUAUACUGUAUACGCUACA
Molecule: messenger RNA, 764 nt
Organism: Aphanomyces astaci
Lineage: Eukaryota; Oomycota; Saprolegniomycetes; Saprolegniales; Verrucalvaceae
Exons: 1
Coding region: 160-660 (166 amino acids)
Source: RefSeq, a predicted model, not a curated record